Messenger RNA from Physella acuta, 1740 nucleotides. RefSeq lists its product as uncharacterized. Lineage: Eukaryota; Metazoa; Mollusca; Gastropoda; Physidae. The record is from RefSeq and is a predicted model, not a curated record.
ACGUCAUGAUCACUCGAACAGCACCGGACGUGGCGUGAAGACCUAUGUACGCCGUUGUUCUGGCUACCCUUCUACAGCCUGAGACAGACUGACCCCCUCGGACACUACACUAAAACUGACGUGUGGACACAUCAAGCUACAAAAUGGACUCAAGUAAAAAGCGAAGUCACAUUGCUGCUAAAGCCACUAUGUCUUUUAUGAAAAGGCUUUCCGAGGCUGACACAAGCAAAUAUUUUGUGAAAGGAAAAAAUCAAUCAGAAGAUUUCACGCAUUUAAAGCCUAAUAAUUUGCCAAGUAUCAAAGCAUCAGUUUCCUCUCGUGCUGUUGAUUCCCACACAGACACAUUGGUUCCCCCCGUCGGGACUGCAGCUCACAAACCAACAAACAUGAAGAAAGCCAGCAGCCACAACACCAACUCGCCGACUGUCCAAUCCCACAGCACAAACUCCAGCUCGACAGAGACGACCAUCGCAUCUGAUGAUCUAGCCUAUGGUGAGAUGGAAGACUCAACACAGGAGGACCUAGUCCACCUGGAUGGUCAAGACUUUGCGAGGUCGCAAGCCAACAGCAGCUCACGUCUUCAUGCUGUCACCAGCCAAGUGCAAGAAAUUGAAAGAUGGCUCACCAAAUCUAAUCACGGAAGUGUAAGGGUGGAAGAUUUUGAAGACAGUUUCUACUUGACACUUGGUGAGUACAUGUUCAAACAGUUACAUAGUGUCCAAUGUAUUGAUCGAGCUACUCAGACAGACUGGACCUGGCGAUAUAUGGCGGAAAGAUGGCGCAAUGCCAAGAUUCUCGUUUCUACCGAUCAAACUAGACUACGCCGUAGUGAUGACCUGUCUCACGACUUGUCAGGAUUUCAGCUUUCACUAGGUAGGGCAAAGGCUUCAAAUAUUGAAAGAUUUCAGCUUUCACUAGGUAGGGCAAAGGCUGCAAAUAUUGAAAGAUACAAAAUAAUGUUCGCAAAAAAACUAAAAGAGGUUGUUGAAAUAAGAGAGUGUCGGUCCAAUGACAAAUGUGUCGACUCUACAGACUUGGUUUACGAUCCACAAGAAUAUUUUAGACAGCGGGCUCAGCGAGUCCAUAAUCAAAAUGCAAAGAAGAAGAAAAAAGACAAUGUUAGAAAGUCCAGGUCGAACACACCAUUCCAGUCACAAACUGUAGUGGCAAUCAAUCAGCCAAGCGAGCAGGGAGCAUCCGAUGAAGAACACAGCUCCAAGUCUAAAGAGAACUCGAGUUCUGAGGAGCAUUCUGUAGAAUCUUGAUUGGACCAAGUAAUGCCAGAACACGGUCAUCAAUCGAAUGGACUUACACAGCAUAACAUAUUAUACAGCUUUUCAACUUAUACAACACAUAACAUAGUAUAUCGUUUGUAAAAGUAUAUAAUCCAUUAACGUAUUAUACACAUCAUCAUAUAUAAUAUACAAGCAAUAAAAUUAUACAACACACAACUUAUUAUACAAAUCAUAACAUAUAAUACAAUCAAUAACAUUAAACAACGCAUAACAUUAUGCGAAACAUAAGAUUAUACAACAUAUAAAUUUUUAAUGGUAACUAAACAUCCAUUGGAAUAUAAUCACUGGCAGAAAUAUGUUGCUACAUUAGAUCAAAACAUACAUAACUGUGUGUACGAAAACUGGAGAUUUAUAUAUCUCCAAGUGUCUGAAAUGUUUGUAUGUAGCAAUUUGUACCUAAGUCAAUACAUCAGAUAGAAAAAAAAACAUAACGCUUUAAACUUAU